AUGCAUGCUUUCGCAAGACAAGCACUGACAACGUGCAAGAGGAAUGCACGAAGCUUCUCAUCUUCCUCUCCUUCGCUGAAAUUGGCCGGCUCGCAACCAUUGCGAGCUACUGCUGCUGAGACCCCAUUAUCUGCAAACUACCCUAUCAUUGACCAUACCUAUGAUGCCAUCGUUGUUGGUGCUGGUGGUGCUGGUCUACGAGCUGCCUUCGGUCUCGCCAAAGAGGGAUUCAACACCGCUUGCAUAACGAAACUAUUCCCUACUCGAUCACACACUGUCGCUGCCCAAGGUGGUAUCAACGCCGCCCUUGGAAACAUGACUGAAGACGAUUGGAGAUGGCACUUUUAUGAUACCGUCAAAGGUGCUGACUGGCUCGGUGACCAAGAUGCCAUCCACUACAUGUGUCGCGAGGCACCAAACACUGUCAUUGAAUUGGAACAUUAUGGUGUCCCAUUCUCGCGUACUGAAGAGGGUAAAAUCUAUCAACGUGCUUUUGGUGGUCAAUCUCUGAAGUUCGGAAAGGGUGGUCAAGCAUACAGAUGUGCCGCCGUAGCUGAUCGAACCGGGCACUCUCUCCUCCACACUUUAUAUGGUCAAUCUCUACGAUACAACACUACAUACUUUAUUGAAUACUUUGCCCUUGAUCUUAUCAUGGAAAACGGUGAAUGUCGUGGUGUCAUCGCCAUGAACAUGGAAGAUGGUACUCUUCAUCGAUUCCGAUCUCACAAGACAGUAUUAGCCACUGGUGGUUAUGGUCGUGCCUACUUCUCAUGUACUUCUGCUCACACUUGCACUGGUGACGGUAACGCCAUGGUCGCUCGUGCUGGUCUACCUCUACAAGAUUUAGAAUUCGUCCAAUUCCAUCCAACUGGUAUCUACGGUGCUGGUUGUUUGAUUACUGAAGGAUCUCGUGGUGAAGGUGGAUACCUCCUCAACUCUGAAGGUGAACGAUUCAUGGAACGAUAUGCUCCAACCGCAAAGGAUUUGGCUUCUCGUGAUGUCGUGUCUCGUAGUAUGACUGUAGAAAUCAGAGAAGGUCGUGGUGUUGGACCCGAAAAGGAUCACAUCUACUUACAGUUGAGUCACUUGCCUGCUGAAGUCUUACACACUCGUCUCCCUGGUAUCUCUGAAACUGCCGCCAUCUUUGCUGGUGUUGAUGUCACCAAGGAACCAAUCCCUGUAUUGCCAACUGUCCACUACAACAUGGGUGGUAUCCCAACCAAAUACACUGGUGAAGUCGUAGACCACAAGGACGGAAAGGACACAGUAAUCCCUGGUCUAUAUGCUGCCGGUGAAGCUGCCUGUGUCUCUGUACACGGUGCUAACCGUCUAGGUGCCAACUCUCUCCUCGAUAUCGUCGUAUUCGGUCGUGCCGCUGCUCUCCACAUCAAGGAUAACUUAAAGCCCGGUACUCCUCAUAAACCACUACCUAAAGAUGCUGGUGCUGAAUCCAUCGCACGUCUCGACAAGGCCCGAUAUGCUAACGGUGCCAUCCCAACUGCCGAUGUACGUCUAAAGAUGCAAAGAGUCAUGCAAAACCAUGCUGCUGUAUUUAGGACAGAAGACUCUCUCCAAGAGGGUGUUGUAAAGAUUGAUGAAGUUGCCAAGUUGGUCAAGGAUGUCAAGACUAGUGACAGAUCUUUGGUCUGGAACUCGGAUCUGAUUGAAACUUUGGAAUUACAGAACUUGAUGACCAACGCCGUGCAAACCAUGCACUCUGCUGCCAACCGUAAGGAAUCCCGUGGUGCUCAUGCCCGUGAUGACAUCAAGGGUCGUGACGAUGUUGAAUGGAUGAAGCACACGUUGUCAACCAACGAUGCAGCAACUGGCAAAGUAACUUUGGCAUACCGUCCAGUAGAAGCCAAGACUUUGGACGCCUCCGAAGUUACUUCAGUGCCACCGGUUGCUCGUGUUUACUAG
Synchytrium microbalum is the source of this 1920-nucleotide messenger RNA. RefSeq names its product succinate dehydrogenase. Gene Ontology annotation, molecular function: electron transfer activity; succinate dehydrogenase (quinone) activity; flavin adenine dinucleotide binding. The coding region runs from base 1 to 1920 and encodes 639 amino acids. The record is from RefSeq and is a predicted model, not a curated record. The transcript is spliced from 10 exons. Lineage: Eukaryota; Fungi; Chytridiomycota; Chytridiomycetes; Synchytriales; Synchytriaceae. Gene Ontology annotation, biological process: mitochondrial electron transport, succinate to ubiquinone; tricarboxylic acid cycle.